Lodderomyces oxycetoniae is the source of this 2217-nucleotide messenger RNA. RefSeq names its product glucose sensor (gene HGT4). Bases 1 to 2217 code for a protein of 738 amino acids. Gene Ontology annotation, molecular function: carbohydrate:proton symporter activity. NCBI's taxonomy places the organism in Eukaryota, Fungi, Ascomycota, Pichiomycetes, Serinales, Debaryomycetaceae. Gene Ontology annotation, cellular component: membrane. Gene Ontology annotation, biological process: transmembrane transport; carbohydrate transport. The record is from RefSeq and is a predicted model, not a curated record. The transcript has a single exon.
AUGCGACAAAAGAGCUCUUCCAACUCAGCUAUUGUUGUCGGUUUGGUUGCAGCCGUUGGUGGGUUCAUGUACGGGUACGAUACGGGGCUCAUCAAUGAUUUAUUAGAAAUGAAGUAUGUCUAUACGAAUUUCCCACGCAAUGGUUACAGUUUCACGACACACGAGAGAGCCAUCACAGUUGCCUCGCUAUCGCUAGGCACGUUCAUAGGUGCACUAAUAGCGCCCUUGACCUCAGAUAAUUAUGGGCGUAAAUUCUCGAUUAUUAUUAGUGGAGGAAUAAUUUUCAAUAUUGGUUGUAUUUUACAGAUAUGUUCGAGUGAGAUUACCUUGUUAUGUGUGGGGAGAUUUGUUGUCGGUAUUGCUGUUGGUAUACUAUCUGCUAUUGUCCCGUUGUAUCAAGCAGAGGCAUCGCCGAAAUGGGUUAGAGGUUCAGUUGUUUUCACAUACCAGUGGGCUAUUACUUGGGGUUUUUUAAUUGCAAGUGCUAUUUGUCAGGGAACUAGGAAAAUGACAAACUCGGGGUCAUAUAGGAUACCUAUUGGUGUACAAUUUCUAUGGUCUUCAACUUUGAUUAUUGGUAUGCUGUUUUUACCAGAAAGUCCUCGAUAUUUUGCACAAAAAAAUAAUAUACCAAAAGCGUUAGAGUCAUUGAGCAAACUACGACGAUUACCCGAAGACGAUGAUGAUUUGAUCGAAGAGUUAGUUGAGAUCAAGGCAAACUAUGAUUAUGAACUAUCCUUUGGUAAGACUACAAUUUGGGACUGUUUCCGAAACGGAGGUGGGCGACAUAAACAACAGUUGCGAAUGUUGACGGGAAUGGGAGUACAGUUCUUCCAGCAAUGUUCAGGAGUUAAUUUUAUUUUUUAUUACGGUGUCAACUUCUUUAGUUCAACGGGGAUUCUGAACUAUUAUAUCAUGUCGUUGAUUACUUAUGUUGUAAAUGUGAUUUUCACGAUUCCCGGUAUUAUACUAAUUGAUACAGUAGGUCGACGGCCUUUAUUGUUUUGGGGUGGUAUAGGAAUGGCAGUCUCAAACUUCAUAAUUGCCAUUGCUGGAGUAAGUGUCGAAAAUAAACACGUUAAUGGUGCAUUGUGUGUUUCAUUUUCAUGUGUCUUUAUAUUAUUUUUUGCCAGCACUUGGGGUGGUUGUACAUGGGCCUUGUGUUCGGAUAUUUACAGUAUUUCCAUUAGACAAAAAGCCGUCUCCAUUACAGCUGCCACGAACUGGUUGGUCAACUUUGUUUUUGCAUAUAUUACUCCCUAUUUGAUUGAUACAGGAGCACAUACUGCUGCAUUGGGAAGCAAGAUAUUUUUCAUGUGGGGAGGCUUGAAUAUCUUUGGUACUUUAUUUGUUUAUUUAACAGUUUACGAAACAAAGGGCUUGAAAUUGGAGGAGGUGGAUUACAUGUAUGCACAUUGUAAUAAUCCAAGAACAUCAUCAAAGUUCAAAUCAACAAAGAUAAAUUAUAACCAAUUAGAUGCUGACUACAAUCCAAUUAUCCCUGUCCCAGUUCCUCCUCCAGCUCCUGCACCCAUGUCCGCUUCGUCAAAUGACUUAUCGCCGAAUGAAAAAGACCAGGAUCAUGAAGAAAGUAACCCAUCAAUCCAUAAUGAAAGAAUCAAUUUCCAAGACAAUAAUACCAAUGAUUUAAUGAUAAUACCAUAUAAUAAUAAUAUCUCACCAACAUCAAGCACAACGUAUUCACUGGAUGAUGAUGAUGACGACGAAGAGCGCAGAGGAGGUAUGGGUAUAUCGAGGCGCAAACUGUCGCUCAACUCCAAUAUCACAUCCAUCAACUCAUCAAAUGCAACAAAACAAGCUACGUCUCAAGUAAGUAAUGAUUACCAGAUCUAUCUUGAGUCACUUAAGCAGCAGUACUUUCAGAAUUACAAUAAAUCACAAUGUAUGAAUGAGCAUAUAUUGUCGAAUGGAUCACUGGAGAAUAAUAUUUUAGGCGACUGUCAAAUACCGAUGGAGGAGUACAAGCCAGGUUUGGAAUAUGUUGAUGAGAUUCAGCAGAAUAAUCUACAGCAGCAACAACAACAACAACAACAGCAACAGCAACAGCAGCAGCAGCGGCAGCAACAGGAGAAGGUGUAUGUGGGUGAAGAUGGUCUUGAUAAGAUCCCUACCACAAUUAUUGCGGCUCCAUUUUUUAACGAACCACCUUCUGAUUCCGAUUCUGAUUCUGGGUCUGGUAUAACCGAGAAUGAAUGA